Messenger RNA from Colletotrichum lupini, 333 nucleotides. RefSeq lists its product as uncharacterized. The annotation marks the transcript as partial. The transcript has a single exon. NCBI's taxonomy places the organism in Eukaryota, Fungi, Ascomycota, Sordariomycetes, Glomerellales, Glomerellaceae. The record is from RefSeq and is a predicted model, not a curated record.
AAUCCACCGAGGAAAUCCCACCAACGCGCUUCUCAUCCCAGCCCGUCGCGUCAGGAUUCAGCCCGGAACAGGUUCACGGUUCACAUCGACCCCCAAGGUCGCGGAGCAUUCGCCCGGCCAAUCAUUCCCAUGGACGUUGAUGUAAUAAAAGUUGCCCCUUCCAGAAAAUCCAAGGAACCAAACUCGAGUCUCCAGAGUGGGAUAACCAACGCCAUAGCCAGCCAGGAGUCGGGGGCAGUUCCAGGACACACAUUCCCAGUUCUCCGGGGCACAUUGACGGCCCAGUCUUGCCAGUGGACACUGAUGCUCUGCCGCCUUCGCGCUGUCUACUAG